AUGGAUGAGCCCCGGUCGAAGAAGCAGAAGAUAGGUGCAAACGGCCCAAAAAUUCAAUCAGGUCCUCGGAUCACAGAUCCUCGAUUUGCCAACAUCCAAUCUGAUCCCCGCUAUCGAUUACCGGGCAAGAAAAACAAAGUCAAACUAGACAAACGAUUCAAUCGAGUUCUACAAGACGAAGAUUUCACGAGAAGGGCCAAAGUGGACCGAUAUGGCCGCCCACUCGACUCUAAUGUAGAGCGGAAUAGAUUAAAAAGAAAAUAUGAGUUUAACGAAGAGGAAGACGAUGAGACUGACGAGGCAGACGAUGAUGACGAAGUACAAAAGGAACUGAAAAGAGUUGAACGGGCACAUGAUCCGCUGCGAGAAGGCAGAGAGACGGGGUCUUCCUCAGAAGAGACUUCAAGCGAUGAAGAAUCAGAUGAGGAAGCGGGAGUUGGACCCGCUCAGCAAACCGAUGUGCCUACAGGAGAAGUCACCUCACGCAUAGCAAUUGUCAAUUUAGAUUGGGACAAUAUCCGAGCAGCAGAUCUUAUGGCUGUAUUCAACAGUUUUCUGCCUUCCAACGGCUCAUUGUUAAAGGUGUCAAUCUACCCGAGCGAAUUCGGCAAAGAACGCAUGGAACGUGAAGAAAUGGAAGGGCCACCGAAAGAAAUUUUUGCCAACGGCACAAAAGACGACCGGAACCAAGGAUCAGAGGAUGAAGAUGAGGAUAUCAAGAAAUCCAUCCUCCAGCCCGACGACGGUGCGGAUUUUGAUUCUGCCGCCCUGCGACGGUACCAAUUAGAACGCCUCCGAUACUUCUACGGCAUCCUCACAUUUUCUUCUCCUUCUGUUGCAAAACACAUUUACGACGCUGUCGACGGAACGGAAUACUUGCGGACAGCCAACUUCUUCGACCUUCGCUUCGUUCCCGAGGACACGGAUUUCUCCACUGAUGCUCCGCGAGAAGAAUGUGACAGGAUCCCAGACGACUACCGACCCAAUGAUUUUGUCACUGAUGCCCUACAGCACAGCAAAGUGAAGUUGACCUGGGACGCCGAAGACGGGAGCAGAAAGGAGGCAGUAGCAAGAGCAUUCAAAGGCGGCCAGAAAGAAAUCGACGAAAAUGAUCUGAAAGCCUACCUUGGUUCGGACAGUUCUGAAGACGAAGACGUCGAGAGACAUGAGGGUUCGGGCCCAUCAAUGUCGAAAAAGGAAGCGGAGAGACAGCGCAUGCGGGCUCUACUAGGCCUAGCUCCCGAACCGGAAAAGACGUCUAGAAAGAAAACGGUCCCUGUAGGAGACAUGCAGAUCACCUUCACAUCCGGUCUGACAGCCGCGAAUGGGAAUGGGAAGAAGAGAUUCGUGUUUGAAAAUUCGCCAGAACCGGAGGAGACGACAUUGGAGAAGUAUGUGCGCAAAGAGCGUGAGCGCAAACAAAAACGCAAAGAGAAGAUGAAAGCUGCCCGUGAAGGCCGUGACUUAGACGUGGACGCCGACGACACGGCUAAUGCCGAUGCUGAAGCUGGUGAGGGAAAAGAGGACCUGGGCUUCGACGAUCCCUUCUUCGCAGAUGCUGAUGCACAACCCUCGGCCAAGUUGGAAAAAGCAGCCUCCCACAAGAUGCGCAAAGAAGAACGCUUGAAGAAAAAGAAAGAGCGUGAAGCCGAAGAAGAAGCCGAGCGCAAACAGCGCGCUGAAUUAGAAUUGUUGAUGGCCGACGACGAUGGCGGGACCCCAGCCCAACCGCAGCGUAUCCGACACUUCGAUAUGAAAGAGAUUGAAAAGGCUGAGAAACAGGCGCGGAAGAAAGAGAAACGAGACAAGAAUAAGAACAAGAAGGGCCAGCACGACGACAACGAGGCGAACAAGGGUAUACAAGACGAAGACGGAUUCAAAAUCGACACUUCAGAUCCGCGCUUCGCUCGUCUCUUCUCAAGUCACGAAUAUGCGAUUGACCCGACAAAUCCGCGCUUCAAAGGUACCAAGGGGAUGAAAGCGCUAUUGGAAGAGGGAAGGAAGAGGAAGCAGAAGGAUCUGGAUAGUAAGAAGGACGCUUCGAAUGCAAAUGUCAAACGGACCACCGGCAAUGAUAAGAGAUCAGGAGAUAAGGCUGCGAAAGCCACAGGUUCUGGUGUCGAUGGAGUUGAGGAUGUGAAGAGGCUAGUUGAGAAGAUCAAGCGACAAAACCAGAGUCAAAAGGAGAAGCAAAGAUAA
Rhinocladiella mackenziei CBS 650.93 is the source of this 2199-nucleotide messenger RNA. RefSeq lists its product as uncharacterized. Gene Ontology annotation, cellular component: nucleus. Gene Ontology annotation, biological process: rRNA processing. The transcript has a single exon. The coding region runs from base 1 to 2199 and encodes 732 amino acids. The record is from RefSeq and is a predicted model, not a curated record. Gene Ontology annotation, molecular function: RNA binding. Lineage: Eukaryota; Fungi; Ascomycota; Eurotiomycetes; Chaetothyriales; Herpotrichiellaceae.